ACGAUCUCUUGAUUGCUCUAGCACUCACAGUGCUUGCGUGCGACGAUAUCGCGCAGUGAAUUCGGAGCAGGUGAUGAAUCCGAGACGGCGUCCUCAGCGACAGCAAGUACGCCAAUCUACAAAUGCGGACACUACGCCUCUCUUGGACCCCUUGAGGACGAGGCAGCUACGUCCGCCGUAUUACGGCGCACAGGCGUUCCAGCACACGUCCACGACUACAGCAUUGUACCCAGACGGGCGCGACAUGCUCCUCGCUCAAGCACGAGAGAAGGAGCUCGAACUCCAGGGCGUUUACGCUCUCCUGAAUGCCGGCGUACCCAUCAACCAACUUCCCGUCGAGCUCCUUGUCGAAAUCUUUGCCCGUUUCCAGAGUGUAGAUGACCCCUCACACUACUGGGCCAACGUCCUUCGCGUUUGCAGACACUGGUUCGUCGUCGGCUCUACGGCGGGCAAUCUUUGGACGAACCUCAAAGUCAGCGAUAGCACUAACCUGUUGCGCACUGGCCUCUUCCGCUCAAGUGCAGCAGAGUUCAGUGUGGAGAUGGUGUGUGCCCGGACCCACCCUCUCACGGAAGCCGCUGCUUUCGUUGCGCCCCACAUGCAUCGCCUUCGUGGCCUCCGGCUAGGAAGGAUCCCAUCUACGAGUGUCCCUGCUCUCGUCGAGUUUAUGGACAACGCGAUGCCUGCCCUGCGUCACUUUCACGCGACCGGGGAUGAACGCGGUCGCAACCUUACCCUUCGCCUUUCUCCGGAGUGUUUUCCCCGUUUGGAAGACCUCCGGGUCUCACACAUCUGCGUCUGGAGUAACCUGCCCAUCUUCCCGCAAUUACGAACUCUCCAUAUCUCCGGUCGCUCUGUCGGUGCGCCCACACUGAAGACCGCGACGUUGCUGGAAUCACUGCGUCGCAUGGAGAAUAUCGAGGACCUUGUCCUGUCCGGUGUACUGGUAUCCGACCUCGGCGGGUCUCCGUCGUUCGCGAGCAAAGAUCGCGUAGUGCUGAGGAAACUGCGCAAGCUCGUCGUGAACAUGGAAGGGCCGCUCAUCAAGCAGAUGCUCUCCGUCAUCACAAUCCCUCCCGAAGCUACCGUCCACUUCAGCUCUCCUGUACGAGGCACAACAGCGGCGGGGAACUCCGCUAAUAUGGCGGGGAUGCUGCCAGAGGACAGACGCGCCGGCCUCCCUGUGCUUGCCUGCAUCACCGAGGCGUGGAUCAACACGUCCGCCACCAAGCACAUCGUAGCAGGAUAUACGGCGGCGGUGCCAGCUUCGACCAGGGGCGCGGUCCCCCCUGUGCUCUUCAUCCUCGAGCUCCCCGAAGCCAACGACUUGGGAGGCGCAGCCGGUGCUGGAAUCGGCCUUGCGGGCCUUGUCGAAGUCUUCCGUGACUCGCCGCUAGAGUCCGUCACCGUCGAGACGAGCUCUUCGAUAGUUGCGCAGGUGGAGUGGCGGGAUUUUUUCGCUGCGCUGCCGACUCUGCGCCGCCUGGACUUCACCACCAUCCCGGACGCACUGGCCUUCACCCCAGACUUGAUGUUCGCGGCGCUGGAUCCUGGGCCUGGGGACACGUUGCCUCCCUCCAGCACGGUAGAGGAGGAUGCAGGUCUUGGCACUGCCGCUGGCGACGUCGUCCUCUGUCCGAGUCUGCGGCGCAUGCGAUUGCAUCGCUUUCCGGCCGACCUGAACGCGCUUCUGGAUACAGUGGAAACGUGCUUGGAGAAUCGGCGGCGGAGGCUGGGGAACGCGGGCGAGCACGCGCUCGAGGAGCUGGUGCUGAACGUGGUAGAUCAGCCUAACCAUGCGGCCUUCCUUGUCGCCAGGGCUGCGUUUGUAGAGCGGAUGGUGCCGCUGGUGGGGACCUUCGCAUGCCGUAACUCUCAAUUUAUCUAAGCUCGUCGCUGAGGGUGUUGCGAUAUAGGUAAGUACAUAUUUGUUAGAUUUCUUGGUACAUUUUAUUUGCAGUUUCGUGAAAUCUGCUGCACUCACUCG
Molecule: messenger RNA, 1987 nt
Organism: Trametes versicolor FP-101664 SS1
Lineage: Eukaryota; Fungi; Basidiomycota; Agaricomycetes; Polyporales; Polyporaceae
Exons: 2
Coding region: 245-1888 (547 amino acids)
Molecular function (GO): protein binding
Source: RefSeq, a predicted model, not a curated record